GUGCCCCGGGGCAGGGGCGUGCCCGGGCCGGGGGCGUGGCGUCGGGCGCCGCAGCCCUGAAACGCACCGCGCCUGCGGAGGGCGGGGUCGGCGCAGGCUGGGACUCAGCUGCACCUGGAAGGCCCGGAAGUCGGCGCGAUGAGGCCUCGGGCACCGCGGGGCGUCCUCCCGGGCGCGCUCGGCCUGGCGCUCUGCUGCCUGUGCGGCGCGCUGGGACCCUGGAGGAGUGGCGACCACGGAUGGAAAAAACUCAUUAUGGUUCACCACUGGCCUACAACAGUGUGCAAGGAAAUUGAAAAUGCCUGCAGUGACCCUCCGGAUUACUGGACGAUACAUGGAUUAUGGCCUGAUAAAAGUGAAGAAUGUAACCGGUCGUGGCACUUUAAUUUAGAAGAGAUCAAGGUAUUAACUUUUCAUUCCACUCCCACUGCAGAGUCUGGCGCUAGACUCACGCUUGUCUUCGCGGGUGUCUCCUCCAAGUCAGGUUGUAAAGCGAGCAGGUCAGGAAUGUGCUCACCAGGAUGGAAUUCCUGGGGCGCAGUAGCAUCUGAAUUGACAGGUCCUCGGUCAGUCGGAAGAGAUUUUUUUAAAAAACCUUCUUGCAGGAAGCAUGAGUGGGAGAAGCAUGGGACCUGUGCAGCCCAGUUGGACGUCCUCAAUUCCCAGAAGAAAUACUUCGGCAAAAGUCUGGAUCUGUAUAAGGAGCUGUCCCUGAACAGUAUGCUCCAAAAAUUGGGGAUAAAACCGUCUAUCAAUUACUACCAGAUUUCAGAUAUUAAAGAUGCCCUCGCCAGUGUCUACGGAGUCAUACCGAAAGUCCAGUGUCUUCCGCCAAGACAGGGUGAGGAGGUGCAAACCAUCGGACAGAUAGAGCUGUGCCUCACCAAGGACCUGCAGCUGCGAAACUGUACGGAGCACGGGGAGCCGCGGUCCCGCAGGUGGGGGGACGCCUGGCCGGCCAGGGCCACCGCCGAGGGCCCAGGGCUGGAGGUCUGUGAGGACGGCCCCGCCUUUUACCCCCCACCCAAAGAGACCAAUCACUGAUGCGUGAAUUUUGGAAAUAUUCUGUGUUUUGAAAAGCAAGUGAAAUCCACACACCACUGCUUUUUAAGAAGCAUCUUUCAAGUGAAAUCUCACCCCUUUUGGGGGCAGCUUCCUUUAAUGUAAGCCUGUCAGUUUUGCUUUUCACUUUGUGUCUGUGAGUUGAUUUUUGUGGCACAUGUAAAGGGGGAUGAGCAUCGGGUGCAUUGAAAGGAAGAAAAGCUCCCACGCCCGAGUAGCUGCUUUGUAGUUGGAAUAAAGCGCACGGUUUUCCCUUUUUUCUCCUUUAUUAAGCUCUUUGGCAUCUUAGACCAGGCAGGCGCCCUUGGGGUUUCAGCAAGCAGUACAGAUUCAGGAAGUUCUGGCCUGCGUCCCCCUCAGAGCGGCUGCUGUCUUGGCCUGGGGGUCGCGCUGGGAGCUGAUCUCACGGGGAGCCAGGCCAACGUGGGGACGGUGGCAGGCAUCUCCACCUCCCACCUCAGGGUUGAUGGUUCUUGUUCCACGAGGGCCCCAGAACACGUUCACCUGCCAGCAUCUCCCUCGGUGGCCUGGCGUGGGCAUAGGUGUGUCCCCUGCAGGCCCCGGUGCUGGUGGCAGGCGAGAUGCUCUGAGAAAGGGCUGUGAGUAUCUUCUCUCUUCCUGCCAGAGGAAAUCUGGGUGCAUUUACUCAGUGCCUGGCAGCUGCCCCGGCUGGUCCGUGGGAGCUCUGAAUGCAAAUUAAAACCUGCACGUCGGUUUAGGUCAGGUCUCAAUUCCUUUCUAUGGGAAGGUAGCUCGGGACCUGGGAAAGAUUCGGGCCAUCAAUAAAUCAGUACUUAGGAAUACUGUGAUUAAAUGCAGCCCCUGGUGCCAUGUUCCACCCUCAGAUCCACGCUCUCUUUCCUUGUGACGACAGACAACAUGGUUUCUCUUGCCAGUGGUGGGAGAGCGCCAGGCUCAGGUGGGCGGCUGCAGCCUUACCUGCUGUCUGGGACUUGGUUUGUAAAAUGAGGUUUACAUUUUCACAUUUCACCUAAUAGUUUGUGAAAUGACUUCCCGUGCUUUAUUAAAACUACUUUACCAUUA
Messenger RNA from Equus caballus (horse), 2106 nucleotides. Lineage: Eukaryota; Metazoa; Chordata; Mammalia; Perissodactyla; Equidae. The record is from RefSeq and is a predicted model, not a curated record.